AUGUGCGGCUACAAAAAGAGGAGGUCCAUGUCAGCCCAAGCCCCGUUAAAACCAAGGCCACCGAGUCGUCCUUGGCAAACAGUGAGCGUGGAUGUUAUGGGGCCAUAUCGGAAAACAAGAAAAGGGAAUAGAUUCCUUAUUGUAUUAAUGGAUGUAUGCUCAAAAUGGGUAGAGGCCAUACCGAUCCCUUUAGUUCGACCGAGGAUAAUGAUAGAUUUCCUUAAGCAAAUAUUCCAGAGAUGGGGAUAUCCUGAGACGUUCAUAUCUGAUAAUGGACCCACGUUUAGAAGUCAUCAAUUUAUAUGUUUCCUGCAACAACAGCAUAUUGCCCAUUAUUUGACACCUAUUUACCACCCGCGAUCCAACCCCGUUGAGCGGCGUAACCAAGAACUAAAUAAGCUCAUGAGAGUCCAUAGCCGCCAACGUGGUCGUGGGGAGGAUCGCUGGGAUGAAAACAUCGACCAAGCCUUGUUCACUUUGCGGAACCGUCAAAACCAAGCAACUUGGAUGAGUCCAAGUGUAGUAUUGCUAGGGGCCCCGUUGACGGAACCGGGUGAGUGGAAUCACCCGGAAGUGCGGAGAGCGAUACAGAAUGCUUCCCGAAACCGAGACGAACGGCUUCAGAGAGUAAAGCGACGCCAAAUUGUAUUCAAUCGCAAUUUAUUUCCUGAUAGAAGACCACCGAAGAUAGUACUGAAUGUAGACGACCGUGUACUAGCCCGCAACCCUCCUGGUAUGAAAACCCCAUUAGGUCCGCCAUGGAUAGGACCAUAUCGAGUACUCCGGGUUUGUGGGUUGAAUGUGUACGAAAUAGACUGGAAUGAUGUCCCUGUAUUAGUACAUAUCGAUGACUUACGCCCCUGGGAGGAUCGAGAACAAUGGCAAGAGCCUGGACCAGAUCCAAUGCAUCUUCCGCCGGAGUAG
Molecule: messenger RNA, 924 nt
Organism: Anoplophora glabripennis (Asian longhorned beetle)
Lineage: Eukaryota; Metazoa; Arthropoda; Insecta; Coleoptera; Cerambycidae
Exons: 1
Coding region: 1-924 (307 amino acids)
Biological process (GO): DNA integration
Molecular function (GO): nucleic acid binding
Source: RefSeq, a predicted model, not a curated record